This is a messenger RNA of Knipowitschia caucasica, 636 nucleotides long. The record is from the annotation of a GenBank genome assembly. Lineage: Eukaryota; Metazoa; Chordata; Actinopteri; Gobiiformes; Gobiidae.
AUGGUCCUCUCCACAGAUCUGACCUCUAAUGUAAUGGAGGGCCCGGCUGGACCACACGCAGCGGAUCGUGAUCAGGAGUGGAAGGACGCCAGUGACAGCGGUGUUUGGAACGGGGGCAGUUGGAGCUUCAAGACGGGAGCGCGCGCCGCCGUGCGCGUUAUUGGAGGAGCGCAUCAAAGAGUGGAGGGCCCGGCUGGACCACACGCAGCGGAUCGUGAUCAGGAGUGGAAGGACGCCAGUGACAGCGGUGUUUGGAACGGGGGCAGUUGGAGCUUCAAGACGGGAGCGCGCGCCGCCGUGCGCGUUAUUGGAGGAGCGCAUCAAAGAGUGGAGGGCCCGGCUGGACCACACGCAGCGGAUCGUGAUCAGGAGUGGAAGGACGCCAGUGACAGCGGUGUUUGGAACGGGGGCAGUUGGAGCUUCAAGACGGGAGCGCGCGCCGCCGUGCGCGUUAUUGGAGGAGCGCAUCAAAGAGUGGAGGGCCCGGCUGGACCACACGCAGCGGAUCGUGAUCAGGAGUGGAAGGACGCCAGUGACAGCGGUGUUUGGAACGGGGGCAGUUGGAGCUUCAAGACGGGAGCGCGCGCCGCCGUGCGCGUUAUUGGAGGAGCGCAUCAAAGAGGUUCGUGGAUGUAG